GGCAAUGAGUGCAUCAUACAGAACCAUUAGGUCCAAUAAAGAGGUGGAUGUGCGAGCUAAGAGAUCGAAAUUCAAAAAUAAGAAGAAGAACUCGUCUACCUCGAAGAGUGCAACUGGACCUGUCGCGCAGUUGAUUUCUAUCAAACCAACAUAUUAUCAACAGUUCGAUGAAUUCAAUUUACGCUGGGCCAAUUCAGGUGCACCUAAGGCGAAAAUAAUCACUGCUCUCAAAAAACAAGAACUGCGUCUUUUCACCACUGUCCUGGAUCCUAAUCAUUGCUUACGCCACUCGCUGAAGCUUCUUACUCAGCAGGAAUUCUCUGAUAGCUCGUUGAAACUUCCGACCAGGAGUGUGAGACAAUUGUUUGUUCAGGAGUUUUUUGUAAUAGUUCAGCUAACAACCAGCUCGAGUUUAAUGCCACUUACAAAAAACAAUCAUGAUGAUGAUUCGGAAAGUGAAAUCGAGAUCCAUUUCCGGAAGUUUCUGGGCUCCGAUGAGAGGAGUUCCCUUUUGAAGAAGGUGAUCAAAUUGACGCCCGGGGAUAAUUUGGUGGAUGUUUACCAAUUGGGAUUCCAGUGGCAAAUAGGAGAAUCUGAUAGGAAUCGCAGUUCGUCUCUUAUAAGCAACGACCCAGCUGACCAAGUGGACCCCCUAAGCACAUUUCUCAUCGUCACAAAUCAGUCCGUUCAUGUUAUCUUCCAAGACAAAACGCCUGAACAAAUUGCACUUCGCUUUGGAUGCAACCAGAAACUAGAAGAUAUGAUUGACAUUUGCAUCGCUCUUCGCGUGAACAAUUUGAAGCCGAUUUGUAAUUUCCUAGCAGCUGAAAUGGUGAAGAGACGCAAUUAUGAUUACGCGUUGAGGGUUUUCGCGACUGCAGAUACACCUCUUUUCAUGCAAAUGGAUAUGUUUUGGGAACAUGGAGCUCUGGAUGCGACUUUCGACUAUUUUAGGCAGCUGUUUUUGGACGAUGAGUAUCCAGAAAAGGAGUCGAAAUUGUUCGCUGAAAUCAUAAUCAACUGCUACAUUCAACAGAUUGUCACCGUCUCAGCGAUCAAGGCCUCCGAAUACACGGCCGAACUCUCCGACAUCCUGCGCGACAAUUUCAACUACACAGAAGAAAUAGUUCUGCGGCUUCUGCUCGAAAAUGAAAUGUAUUCUCUUUUCGGCCAAGUGGCGUCACAACGUGGUCUCGUCGAUUUAAGUCUAAGCAUGCUGGCCAAUCAUGACGGCCUUUCGGUGUCUCAAGAAUGCGUUUCGGCUUUUGCGAUUAACGGACUAAUUGAAGACUAUUUGAAUUAUGACGACGGUCUGUUUCUGAAUCAGUUAACGCUGUCUUUGCUGCUCGAAGCUAUAGGAUCUAAUGUGAAGUUGGCUCUUGCGUGUAGAAAUCACGUGUUGGCUGGAAUGCACCAGGACGCGGUGUGUUAUUACGACUGUUUCAGAAUAGCGACAUUGUUCAACCCUAGCAGAGAGGACACGAUACUGGCUAUAGGAGAGCUAGCCAAGACUAACAAACAUUAUGUGGACUUGGAUGCGACUAUGAAUGAGAUGGCGACUGUGGAGGAGACACUCAUGUCUACUGCGGGUGGCGGGAUCAUGAGCGGAAGCCACCAGUCUAUCGACAAGGACAUGUGGCAGAAAAAGGUUCAAGCGGAUCUCAUAAAAGAUGCUUGUGGAGUCUUCAUCAAAGCACUCCUCAUGAUGCGACAGCUGAGACAGUCAUCGACAGAAGAGGGGUCAAGUGAGGUUGAGUUCAGAUCAGAGUACUUGCAUCAUGUGUCGCCUGCACUGGGCAAUGAAGAUUUCCUAGAUUCAGCUAAUGGGGCGAAAGGGAGACAGGCUUCCAGAUCGGCCACUCUGGAUUUUGUUGCGCCUGUUCAGAAACCGAUGAAACGAAGAUUGUGUGCGUCCUCGGACCAUCUGGGAGUGAUCACAGCUGGAGGCAAUCUGUACAUGAUGGGCAGCACAGCUUGUGGCAAACUAGGAGUGGGCGAACUAGUUAUGCAGACUGAAUACCACAAAGCUCUCUGCGUAGAGACACUGCAUAUGUUCAGUCUCAAGGUCAAGUCAAUCGCUUGUGGAGAUAUGCACACCGUGUGUCUGACCUCAAAUGGCGUGUACUCUUGGGGUUCGAACAAGUUCGGUCAGCUGGGUUUGGGAGAGGGCUUUGAUGACGUCACUAAGCCCAUGGCUGUACCACUGUUCAACCAGGAAAAGGCUGUGUUGAUAGCGUGUGGCGACUACCAUACCCUAGUGUGUACUCGAAGUCCUCGUAAGGUGUUCAGUUUUGGUUGGGGAGUGUAUGGCCAACUGGGAGUGGGUUCAUACACCAACUGUUUCAAACCCAAAGAGGCACGAGUGCCUCCGAAUACAACAGUGAUUAGUAUCCACGGGGGCAAAACACACAGCACCAUGUUGACCGAUAUGGGGCAUGUGUAUGCAUGGGGAAGCAAUAGAGCCGGACAACUGGGGAUAUUCGACGGAAACUUGAACAAAUCAACCGAACCACUUCUUGUCAAAUUCUUCAACGAAACAGCAUCAGUGCUACAGACGAAGGGUUUCGUCAACAUAAUAGCUACAGGCAGCGGGAGAAUUAUUAAAUUCGGCUGCGAUCCGAACAAGAUGCAGAUCUAUAUUUCGAGAGUGAAGGGCUCAAGGGGCAAUGCAAAUACGAAACCAGACACUUUGUACUCGGAGGAGUAUUUUAAAGCUCCGAGAGAGAUUGUGAUCAGUGCUAAUCUGCAGGAAGACCCAGUCGUCGACUUCAGUCUAGGAAACUGUCACAUCCUCUGCAUACUUGAAUCUGGCCAGGUGUUUGGAUGUGGUCGAAAUGAGAGCUGCCAACUAGCCUUGCCCAGUUCAGCAGUGGUCAAUGAGUCAUUCUCACAAUUACGUAAUGUGCCCCUCUGCAAAUACAUCACCGCUCUCAAAGACACUUCCAUUGCAAUCGGAGAGGACAACAAAUGCUACUUGUGGGGAAAAGUGCAUUCAGGAGUGGUUGAACCUAAUGGAGAUUCUGUUGAAGAGCUGCACAACGGGUUCUUUUGUAUCUCGGAUCCCGCUGUCAUCUCAGAGAUCCCUUGUGACGACUUCACGAAACGAGACGAAGCCGAUGUUCAACCACCUAUGCCAUUACCCAAAACAGACCACGCAUUCUUGACUAACUCAAUCUCGCGAGCCGAUUGGUCAAUUGAGUCGAUUACGACUGUUCAAACUAAUUGGGGAAAUUCGAAUCCUCUCACUAGACUAGCAGCUCUUCCAGAAUUAGCAGAGGUUGUUGAGAUUGAUGGCUGGAGAUUCGGUACCAAUGCAAUUUUCAGAAGUAUUGACGUCCUGAAGAACUUCUACCGGUUCAGCGAUGUCCUAAGAAUGGGAAUCAAGCAUAGUUUUUGGGCUUUCUGUCGGAAUUUGUGCGCUUUACAUGGCUAUUACGUACGAGCUUUCAUAUACGACCUGAAUGAUUUAGAAACUGAGAUUGACUCUGAAUCCAUCACUGACAACAACACAGCAGUCUCCUCAUCCUCUCAGUCGAAAUUGCCUGCGCAAGUGGUGGAUGGGUUCUACAGUGGUUUUCAGACUGCUCUGGACAACGUGACGGAACUGAUGAGAGAAGACAGAUUCAAUGCGUGGAGGGGACUAUUCACUGCUGCUCUAUCUUUUGUCAAGAAGUGGAACAUACCCACUGAUAGAAUGGAAGACAUGCUCAACUCUUACGUGGACAAACUGGAGUUUGCAGGCGCCUUCCACGCAGUUAUUUUCCACAUGCUGGUGGAGCAGAAAGACAACAUCAAUAUUAGCCAAUCAGAAGCAGAGGAAACUGAUUCUGGCAGAGAAGUCUCCUCAGACUACAUUUGUUCGCUGCUGUCUCCCUCGUUCCUGUUGAACACAAUAGAGUCCACCUUCGCUCUCAGACACGAGGUGCUCAAGGGAUUGGACCAUGGCAGCUCCAUCAAGAACUGGUCUAUGAAGAAAAGCAACGAGCUGUCCAAAUUUGUCAGGGAACUCCACGAGGACGAUGUACGGAAACAACGAAUAGCCAAAGAGACUGAGAGUCCAGUUGCAUCUGUCCAAAUAUCAUCACAAGCACUGAUAAAUGCAGUUGAGGGUUCACUUACAGUUACUAUAUUCAGCUGCGGACACAUUUCUAAAAACCCACUUGAAGAAAUAUGCAGUUUAUGUAAAUAAAUUAGAUAAUAUAGAAAAUGUACUUUUAUUGAUUUUAUUUUGGCUUCUUUUCAUUCUCUUUUUGUCCCUAUUGAUUUUUUAUUGCUUGCAGGCUAAAACAAAU
Symsagittifera roscoffensis is the source of this 4292-nucleotide messenger RNA. RefSeq lists its product as uncharacterized. Gene Ontology annotation, cellular component: cytoplasm. The record is from RefSeq and is a predicted model, not a curated record. The transcript has 16 exons. Bases 5 to 4189 code for a protein of 1394 amino acids. Lineage: Eukaryota; Metazoa; Xenacoelomorpha; Acoela; Convolutidae. Gene Ontology annotation, molecular function: guanyl-nucleotide exchange factor activity.